Closterium sp. Naga37s-1 is the source of this 1347-nucleotide messenger RNA. The record is from the annotation of a GenBank genome assembly. NCBI's taxonomy places the organism in Eukaryota, Viridiplantae, Streptophyta, Zygnematophyceae, Desmidiales, Closteriaceae.
AUGGCUGCUACCGUUACUAGGACAAUUAUUGUUACGCUCGUCGUCCUCCUCCACCUACACGCCGCGUCAUCGGUUUCACCAGCGUCGUUUCUGAGUCACGAAUCACCUCCGCUCGAUACGCCUCGGACGAAUUUCUUCUGGCGCUUCCUGCGAAGCUGGCAAGCAGCGCAUCAUCCGCCGCGAUCGGCGGCGAAGCGGCCGUCGCUAUGGCUUCAGUACCGACGCCACCUGAGCGGGAAUCCCGCCGACGCGAACGUUGACCUCGCGUCAUUCACGAAAUACCACGGGGAUGGCGGGCCGUACUCGCUGACUCCUGGCAUCGAUUCCACCGACCUCUCCCUUGAUGACGUGGCAACGCCCUUCGGACGGCGUCGUCGACUGCAAGAGAAGAAGCAGAAGGGACCUUGCACCCCCAUCUCGGAAGCCAAGAUCAUCCCCGUUUCAAUCCCGUCCGACAUCGACAAGCGGCUACAGUACCCCAAUUCCGUCACCGUCAUUCUCGAGGUCACCCGCGACCUCACCCUUCCCAAGGGGCUCGUUUUUAACGGCGCCUUUCGCUGCACAAUUUUCCGGUCAGCCCAGGGGAAGCGAAACUUUAAAGUGGCUCUAAUGGGAGACAAAGAGCCGGUGAUUCGAGUUUGGAACACCAGCAACGUGGUUAUCCUGAAGCUGGACUUUUGGCUCGGCGUGACAGCGCGGUCGGGUGAAUGCGAGUUGCUACUAGACACCGAUAUAGGUAGAGACAACACGUGUCCUACGAUCCAUAUCUGGCGGUCCCAUAACGUUCAGGUCGCGAAGGGGAGUUUCUGGGGUCGGAUCGACGUGUUUCGUGCCAUGGCUACGCGUGUAGACAGUAUGAAGGGUACCGGGUUAACGCUUUUCGCCAAGUCGCCAGGAGUUAUUCGCGUAGCGUUUUCAGGUUACGGCCCUGCGCUGCUGAAAGCCUGGGUUUCGCUGACCAAUAACGAGUUGUACGGUGUAGACCAGCCGAUUGUGCUUCAAAACGGCGCGGUGGGGGUUAUAGCGAGGAACAAUUACAUCCACGACUUCCUAUUCGCGGGGAUUCGGUGCGGAGCUGACGUGUACAACCAGGGAGACUGCAUGCUGACGACGCUCAGUAACAACCUGAUCGUCGCGUCGGGUCGGAACAUGUCGGGCGAUCACGAUGCGGCUGGAAUUUACUACUGCACGCACUUUUUCAACCCAGGGAACAUCGCGGAGUGCAACUACAUUUUUAAUGGCGACCACUGCUAUUAUCUCGACUACGCCACUUCGGGGGUGAUUAUCCGCGGUGGCGCGUGCAUCAACACGUACGACGGCAUGAAAGUCAACAACGGCCACUGGUAA